Molecule: messenger RNA, 3027 nt
Organism: Papaver somniferum (opium poppy)
Lineage: Eukaryota; Viridiplantae; Streptophyta; Magnoliopsida; Ranunculales; Papaveraceae
Product: type IV inositol polyphosphate 5-phosphatase 3-like
Exons: 13
Coding region: 667-2691 (674 amino acids)
Biological process (GO): phosphatidylinositol dephosphorylation
Molecular function (GO): inositol-polyphosphate 5-phosphatase activity; phosphatidylinositol-3,4,5-trisphosphate 5-phosphatase activity; phosphatidylinositol-4,5-bisphosphate 5-phosphatase activity
Source: RefSeq, a predicted model, not a curated record
AUAAAAUUCUCCGUCAAGAUCCGCCAUAAUGUGAAAGAUAUAUCCACUAGAGAAAAACACAAAGAAAAAGAGAAAAAGUUGCACAACACAGGAAGAAGAAAAAGGUGGAUAUAGAGAAGAAAAAAGAAAGUAAGACUACUCGUUGAAUGUUGGGAGGAGAAUAUAUGCUGAAUAGCAUCAACUGUCAAGACAGGGAAGUGAAGGAGAAGAAGCCAGGGAUUCAACUCUAGAAUCUACCUAUACAGUGUAGAGUCUAAUCAAAUGAUAGCAGUUCCCAAAAGAGCUCUAAACUGAGGGGGAGGGAACAUCCCAAAUUCUCGCUUGUUUCUGCAUUUACCUGUUCGAUCAGAACCGUUAAUAAAUUUUGGACAAUUUCGGAUUAGCAGGUGUUCAAUUACCAAGGUUAGUUAUGAUGAAGAAGAUUGACUCAUGGUGGUGAUGAUCAUCUCCUUCUUCUUGUCUUUACUCAACAACUUGUCUAUGUAGCUAGCUUCCUAUCAACCAGCCCCAUUAUAGAAAGUUAAGUUAUUUCAUCAACUUGUUUUAUUAUUUUUACUUUUUAGAGAGAGAGAGAAAGAAAGAGAUAUAAGAAGAAAUAAUCACAGAAGAAGAAGAUCUCAGAACCCCAACUUGCUGGUUAUAUUAAUAUCACCACCACACAACAACAUGGCACCACUUAUGAAACCCAAUUUCAGAAGACAAUCUGAGUUUUUCUGGCCAAGAAUUGUUCUGAAAAAGUUGCUAAACAUACACAAGAAUGAAGAUGAUUUUAGUGCUGACCCAGAUGAAGCUGAUAGUGGUUCUGAUUCUGAUGAUGAAGAAAUUGGUGUUAACAAAGUGGAGCAAUCUAAAUUCGUGUUUAAUGGCAAUGAGACAUUUAUCAAGAGAAGACGGCGGAAUUCGGAGACUUUUCGGACUCAAUAUAUAAACAACAAAGAGAUUAGAGUAUGUGUUGGGACAUGGAAUGUUGGCGGUGUAGUUCCACCGGAUGACCUUGAUAUCAAAGAUUGGUUGGAUACUGAUGAGCUCGCCGAUAUAUAUGUGCUCGGUUUUCAAGAGAUUGUUCCACUAAAUGCUGGGAACAUUUUCGGUGCUGAAGAUAACAAACCAGUACAAGUGUGGGAAAGUGUUAUUCGCAAUACGUUGAAUAAAACUCAGCCAUUGAAGGAAAAAACAUUUAAAUGCUAUAGUGCACCUCCUUCUCCAACAAAAACUAGUACAUUGAAUGAUAUUGUGGAUAUGGAAGAUGAAAUACUGAAUGGAACUUCUAGUGAUGAUGAAAUUGGUGAAGAAGUCCAUCCAGUGGACGAUGAGUCGAUGGACUUCUUCGAUCAAAUGGAUGGAAGCGAAGAUAGUGUUAAGCUACCAACACUUGCUGUUGUGUUAAAGGCUCUAAGAGAAGAGGAAGAAUUAGAGAGUGAAAUUAUUUCACCAAAGAUUCUCAAGGCUUUAAAACAAGACAGAUUAGAGACUGUAAGGAUUCUACAGGCUUUGAAAGAAGAGGGGUUAGAGAAUGAAGUUAUUUCCCCCAAGGUACUAAGCAGAUUAAAUUGCCUGAAAUUGGAGGAUAGUCUGGGAAGCCCGGAACCAGCAGUUAAACACCAACAGAAAAUUUUAAACAGAAACCUUAGUGGGAUAGAAAAGAUCGGUCUAAGUUGGCCAGAACCACCACUGAAUUUCGUAGGCCAGCAUGUUCAUGAGAGAGCGAAAUCGUUUAAAUCAGUCAAGACAUUUAAGAAAUCUGAUUCUAUUAGAAAAUACAAUUCUUUUAAACCAGCACCAAGUGGAGAUAGAUUUGGCUUUGCUGAGACAGAUUCAAUCUUGGAUUGUGACCUCGAUGCACAUAUAGCCAAGAAGAGACCGCCAUUUGUGAAGAUAGUUAGCAAGCAAAUGGUCGGAGUUUUCAUUACUAUAUGGGUUCGGAGAGGUUUGAGGCGACAUAUUCAGAACUUGAAGGUUUCUGCUGUUGGUGUUGGUGUUAUGGGUUACAUUGGUAACAAGGGAUCUGUAUCAGUAAGCAUGUCUAUCUACCAGACACCCUUCUGUUUUAUAUGCACACAUUUAACAUCUGGUGAAAAAGAAGAAAAUGAAGUCAAAAGGAAUUCUGACGUGCAAGAAAUUCAUAGACGGACACAGUUUCAUUCAGUUUCUGCAAUUGGUUUGGCUAAAACCAUUAGCGACCAUGAAAGAAUAUUUUGGUUUGGGGAUUUAAACUAUCGAAUCAGUUUACCAUACGAGAAAACAUGCAAACUCAUCUCAGAAAGCGCAUGGUCUUCAUUGCUUGAGAAAGACCAGCUAUCAAAAGAAUUCAAAAAAGGGCACGUAUUUGAAGGAUGGAAAGAAGGUACCUUAAGUUUUGCACCUACAUACAAAUAUGAACCUCAUUCAAGAAAAUAUUGCGGAGAUGACCCAACGAAAAAGGAAAAGAGACGUGUUCCUUCAUGGUGCGACCGGAUACUUUCAUUUGGAAAGGGAUUGAGAAACUUGAAUUAUAGAAGGACAGAGAACUUGCUUUCUGAUCAUCGACCAGUAACUGCCCUUUUUAUGGCUGAGGUAGAGGUCUUCUGUCAUAGGAAACUAAAGAAGGCCCUUGUAUUCACCGAUGCAGAACUAGCACUAGAAGAGGAAGAAGAAGAUGCUAUACGAGAUUUGGAUUUCAAUAUCGGGAUUGGGAGGAGUCGUUUCGGAUAGGAUGCAUCAAGUUGGGAUCGUUAAAGAAACCCGUUUCGGGCAUUACAAUACUUCUUCGGAGUUUAAACAUAAACACAGGCAACUGUAAGCAUUUCGCAGUAUACUCUCAACAUCAAUCGAACUUUCAACAGUUAACUCCAUGGAUAGGAUCUCCUUGACAAAUCAUACGCGCGUGGUUGUCUGUUCCUUGUAAAUUUGUAUCUUCAAAUAUAUACUCAACUGCUUGUUUUAAGAGCACGUUGAUUCGAGUUACAUUCUUUGUGUGCAGUGUUGUCAAUAAAGUUUUACAACCUGUAAAAGUGUUCACAUAACAAAACAACUUCAUCCAUUGUGUUC